Strongylus vulgaris is the source of this 381-nucleotide messenger RNA. NCBI's taxonomy places the organism in Eukaryota, Metazoa, Nematoda, Chromadorea, Rhabditida, Strongylidae. The record is from the annotation of a GenBank genome assembly.
AUGGCGGCUCCGUACGACUAUUCCGCGUACUCGGCUAUGGAUCCACAUGUGCUACAAAUGGCUGACAUUGGAGCUGGAUAUUGGGGUGCAGGAGCACCAACAUAUGCUCCACUUGGAGGUUUACCACAUUAUCCCCCGUUAUCCUCCGGUACCGAAGCCGACUAUGCCUCUGCCCCAGCCGCCUAUCCAUCGCCGGUAGUACCACCGGUCUCAACCUCGAAUGGUACUGGAUCAUCGGAUGUGUUGGAGAUUGGAAAGUCAAACGUCCCACCAUACGUGGCCCAAACAUCGAACUCUGCCGUAUCGAGCGAUGCACUGACAGCCAUGUACCAGCCGCCCACUGUUUGGCCUGGAUAUCCCGGAUAUAUGGUAGCUGAUUGA